ACCACGAAAAGUUGGUUCGGUGCUGGGCUGAGGACGCGUUGGCCUGGCUGGCUUGAACUGCACUCCACAUCCCUUCCCUCCACUUUACCAGGGCUGUGGUUGUACUAGCUGAUAGCAGAAUUAACUAUUAGGCAUCUAAGCAGAUCGCUACACAGCCUCAGCACGAAGACGACCGUGAUCAUAGUUGACGAUUUGUUGCAGUGAACCUGAUCUUAUGGAGUGCCUGGCGAGGGCUCCCUCUACCUUCACCGCCUUCUUUUUUCGCAGUCAUGCGCCUGCUUGCUCCGAGUCGAGUGCCUCCAAGCUGCAUCUGCAGCAGCAGGGAGCGUCGCUCUGCCCCACAACUCUCGCUGCUGAUAAGAAGACCGCCUCGGCUCUAUCGAGCCAGGCCCUUGUGCCCGUGGGCGGAGCCGUUGUGACCGUGGCCGUGCUGGAAGGCUUUGGAAUCGGCUUCCCCUCAAACCUCCGCCCGUUUGACUCCCUCACUGCUCUCGUGGGUCGUGGAAAGGGCACCAGUAACGGCGUCGGUGCCGACUCCUCUGCUGCCGCUGCCGCCGCCGCAGCUACUGCCGCAUCUUCCGCCGCUCUCUCCGUCUCCGCUCCGGCGGCUCCUACGGCCACCGUCCAUGCCCCUGCCUCGUCGCGCGCUGCCACCACCACAACAGGCGCUUUCGCCGGCCAUCACGGCAGCAGCAGUCGGGUUACCACUGGUACGGCUAUCUCGUCCUCUCCUUUCGCCGGCUUGUCGCCGCCUUCCACUCGUGUGACGUCGUCGCUGCUGGUGUCGUUCCUCGUGAACUACUCCGUGCUCGUGUCCGACUGGUGGCAGUUCAAGCACACCGCCAGGGACCGCCUCCUCGCGUGCGUCGGCUCCCGCUGGCCGCUCGCCGCCGUCGUCGCGCACACCUCCGACCCCGUCAAGGUCGCCGCCCUCGCCGCUGCCGCCACGGCUGCGGCCGCCGCAGCUGCCGCCGCGGUUGCCGCCGCGUCUGCUGACGCAGAGCGGUUCCCGCAGCUGCAGCUCUUCCGCCAGUCGCUUCGGGGCCUGCGGUGGGGAGGUGGUGGGUCGCCGCGAGGCGGUAAGGAGGGGGGCGAAACGGAAGGAGACGACGGCGAGGCGAGCGACGGCGCGGAUGGGUCGGCUUCCGCCUCGGGAAGCGAGUCUGACGGGGAGCCGCGCGUCAACGAGCGUAAGUGGCUCGGUUUGUUGGGGGGCCGGUCUGCGCGCGGUGCCGCUGAGGACGACGCGGCGGAGGACGCGGAGGGCGCGGAUGCGGAGGAGGGCGGGCGAGGGGAGCUGGCGUCGGUGAUGCGCGACGACCUGGACCCGAGCAUGGUGUGGGGGCAGCGCCGCAUGGACCUGGACGCCGAGGACACGCGCAGGGCGUUCCUGGGCAAGCCCGGGUUCAGCUUCUCCGCCGCGGGGCUGCUCUUCCCCUACCACCUGGGCGCCACGCACUUCCUGCAGCAGCACGGAUACAUCACGGAACACACGCCCCUGGCUGGUUCGUCGGCGGGAGCCAUCGUGUGUGCGACGAUCGCGUCGGGAGUGGACCCCCGCACUGCGCUGCACCUCACCAAGCACCUCUCCGCGGACUGCCGCGCCAACGGCACGGCCUUCCGCCUCGGGAAGCUGCUGCGCGCCGUGCUGGAGGAGAUACUUCCGCCCGACGCACACCUCUCCUGCAACGGCCGCAUCCGAGUGGCGGUGACGCAGGUGUUCGGCAGCCCGCGCGGCGUGCUGGUGGACCAGUUCGACUCGCGCGCUGACCUCAUCGACGCGCUCAUCACCUCCUCCUUCGUGCCCGGGUACCUGGAGCCUCGCCCUGCCACUCGCUUCCGCAAUCGCCUCUGUGUGGACGGCGGCCUCUCGCACUUCAUGCCGCCCACCGCCAGCGACGAAACGGUGCGCAUCUGUGCGUUCCCGGCGUCGGCGCUGGGGCUGGGCGGCAUCGGCAUCUCCCCAGACCUGAACCCUCGCGAGUCGUGGAGCAUGCGGCAGCUCUUCUCGUGGGCGCUGGAGCCCGCCGAGGACGAUUUCCUGGACGAGCUCUUCGACUGCGGCUACCAGGACGCGCAAUCCUGGGCCCUCACCUACCAGCGCGCCCUGCAACCGCAACCCCUGCACGCACCUGACCUGCUCUCGCUCUCACUGCCGCUCUCUGGGGCUGCAGCAGGUGGUGUGGCGCAGGGAGGCGCGCUGAAUGCUGGAAAUGGUGCUGCUGCAGCCUAGGAAGUGGCUGUGGGUGGCAAGAGGAGUUGAGUGGGAUGGUACAUAGGAUUCAACUGGUGAACGCUUGCCUUCUAUUUCCUCUCAUCCCCACCCCCACACUCAAGCCACUGCCUAUUUACUGCUGUGUGCUAUGUGCUUGGGGCAUUGUGUGGCUGGUGCCAUCUGCCAUACCUGCUCAGUGCAACAACCCCCACUGUACAUAGCAGUAGUAGCUUUAGACCUCUGGUAGGUGUUUGUUGACUGCAAGGGAAGAGCAAAUGAGAAGAGGACCUAUGUAGGCUGAUGCGCUGAUAUCGGUCACUGGUUGUUAAAUGUCCUAAUGCAGUGGAUGAAUUUAGAAGUAAGUUGAGUGGGUAUUUUGUGU
Molecule: messenger RNA, 2597 nt
Organism: Closterium sp. NIES-67
Lineage: Eukaryota; Viridiplantae; Streptophyta; Zygnematophyceae; Desmidiales; Closteriaceae
Source: the annotation of a GenBank genome assembly